GUUUUCGAUGUAUAUAAACAGAAACUCAGCUGACCUGCUGCCUUUAUAAAGAGCAGCUCAGCUGAACCAGUCAGUCUGCAUUCACAGCUGUUCAUCUCUGCCUGCAUCAUGCUUCUCUCCUCUCUCAUGGACUCUCCCAGAGUCCUCCUGCAGCUCUGCCUCAGCACCAUCCUCAGCAUAUUUACCAAAGUCUUUUCCAACGUUGGCUCCUGGUAUGGAGGAGCCUGCAGGGGCCCAAACCCGCCGCCCUCCGAUGGAAACAUCCAACCGCAGAAACCUGCAGGAGAAGCUGGGACGACCCCAACCAGCGUCAACUAUCAUUUUACCCGCAAAUGCAAUUAUAAAUGCGGCUUUUGUUUCCACACCGCAAAGACUUCGUUCGUGCUUCCUUUGGAGGAGGCAAAGAGGGGGCUCAGACUGCUCAAAGAAGCUGGCAUGGAAAAGAUUAACUUCUCAGGAGGGGAACCAUUUUUGCAUGAAAGGGGAGAUUUCCUGGGGAAAAUGGUUCAGUUCUGCAAAGUGGACCUGCAGCUCCCCAGUGUCAGCAUAGUCAGCAACGGAAGCAUGAUCAGAGAAAACUGGUUUCAGAAAUACGGAGAGUUUCUGGACAUCCUGGCCAUCUCUUGUGACAGUUUUGAUGAAGAAACCAACCAGAUGAUCGGCAGAACUCAAGGCAAGAAGAGUCACAUCGAGAACCUGUACAAGAUCCGCGGCUGGUGCCAGCAGUACAAGGUGGCCUUCAAAAUCAAUUCAGUUAUCAACAGCUUCAACGUUCACGAGGACAUGACUGAACACAUCAACGAACUCAACCCUGUGCGCUGGAAGGUUUUCCAGUGUCUGUUGAUCGAUGGAGAGAAUGCUGGCGAGGCGGCCCUGAGGGAGGCGGAGAAGUUCGUCAUCAGUGACCAGCAGUUCCAGGAGUUUCUAGACGCGCACCGCGCCGUCUCCUGCCUCGUUCCAGAGUCCAACGAGAAGAUGAGGAACUCGUACCUGAUCCUGGACGAAUAUAUGCGUUUCCUGGACUGCCGGGAGGGAAGGAAGGACCCUUCCAGAUCCAUCCUCGAUGUUGGCGUUAAUGACGCCAUCAGCUUCAGCGGCUUUGAUGAGAAGAUGUUUCUGAAGCGAGGAGGGAAAUACGUGUGGAGCAAAGCGGACAUGAAGCUGGAGUGGUGAAACUGAGCCGAUCACUUAUCCAAUGCUUCUGUUUGCCUCUUGUUACACUUUGGAUAAGAUUAUUGUAAAUAAUUCAUGUAAAGCUUUCAGUGUGUUUUUAUUUUUUUCUAUAUAUAAUGUUUUAAAUUAAAUGUAAAUAAAGUUUAUUUUUGCCAACUGAAGCCAUAGUUUUUUAUGGUUAGUUUUUUUCUGUUACUCAGUGGGGCCUAAAGGUAUUAAAUCAGCCCCUGAUUGUCCAAGAGUUACUAUUGAGGUGAAAGGUCAGCCGUUUUCAUCAUAGGUUCACAUUUACAAUGAGAAAGUAAAUAUACGUAAACACAUUUUAUUAUUCCUGAAUUUAUCUUAACAUCACGUCAGUUAUAAACGAAAAAGAUGCCUGACCCUCACAGACCUGUAACUCCUUUAAGAAGCUCCUCUUUCCUCCGUUCAUUACCUGUAUUAAUGGUUUUUAACUCAUUAUCUGUGUAAUAGACACCUGUACACGGCUUUAAACAGUGAGAAUCGAAACUCAAUUAGCUUAGUGAAAGGAUUAGACCUGAAGAAGCACUGAAAUACAAGUAACCCCUUAAACAUUUCUUAUGUCCUUCCAACCCUUCCUUAAGGAAAUAAAAACACACUUUGCAUUUUUUCAGCUUUCACUUAAUUU
This is a messenger RNA of Cyprinodon tularosa, 1819 nucleotides long. It is a transcript of the gene rsad2, whose product is annotated as radical S-adenosyl methionine domain containing 2. Gene Ontology annotation, cellular component: mitochondrion; lipid droplet; endoplasmic reticulum. Gene Ontology annotation, biological process: defense response to virus; positive regulation of immune response. Gene Ontology annotation, molecular function: catalytic activity; 4 iron, 4 sulfur cluster binding. The record is from RefSeq and is a predicted model, not a curated record. Bases 109 to 1173 code for a protein of 354 amino acids. Lineage: Eukaryota; Metazoa; Chordata; Actinopteri; Cyprinodontiformes; Cyprinodontidae. The transcript is spliced from 6 exons.